Messenger RNA from Triticum aestivum (bread wheat), 4157 nucleotides. RefSeq names its product diacylglycerol kinase 4. The transcript is spliced from 13 exons. The coding region runs from base 2415 to 3776 and encodes 453 amino acids. NCBI's taxonomy places the organism in Eukaryota, Viridiplantae, Streptophyta, Magnoliopsida, Poales, Poaceae. Gene Ontology annotation, biological process: phospholipase C-activating G protein-coupled receptor signaling pathway. Gene Ontology annotation, cellular component: membrane. The record is from RefSeq and is a predicted model, not a curated record. Gene Ontology annotation, molecular function: ATP-dependent diacylglycerol kinase activity.
CCCCCCACAGUCCCCAGUCUCCCCACCCCGAACACCCUCCCCUCUCUUCCUCAACUCCUCCCCUUCUCCCCCGGCGCGCGUCGCCUCGCGCUUGCCGUCCACGCCCACGCUGUCAGGCUCGGACUCACGGAAUUCCUCCUCGUGAACAACUCGCUCAUCCGCGUCCACGCGGGUCUGCUCGGCCGCCUAUCCGACGUACACCUUCUUCUGCACUCCUCGGGUACUGGGGAUCACGCUCAUCACCUCGCACGCGAGGGCGGGGCGAGUCGCCGGUGCUCAGUCACUGUUCGACGGAAUGCCUGCAAGGAAUGUUGUGCGCCCUGGUGACGGGAGGGAGGCGCUGGGGUGUUCUCAAAUGCAGGCCAAAGGUCCAUAGAGAUAAAUCUUUGGCCUGGAGCAAUUUAGAUGAGUUGCCCCGGAAGUUUUUUUUUUGGAGAAGGAGGAUCACCCCCGGCCUCUGAGCGCAUCAUCAAUUUUAGAGAGUUUGUCUUUGUCCAGCAGCAAUUUUAGAUGAGUUGCCCCGGAAGUUGAUGCGUGGGCGUAUCAUCAACAUCAUAUUGCAGGACAGCAAGGGGAAUAUUUUGGUCAAGGGGUGGUGAAGUAGCCCAUCUUGAUGAGCUCGCAGGAUUAGGCGUUGGAGGAUGUCCGCUACCAGGAUAAAAACAUAGGGGCAGAGGGGGUCUCCCUGGCGGAGCCCAUUUUUGCAGCUGAUCCAAUUGCCUGGCACCUCAUUGGGCAUGAUAGCUGUUUCUCCUGAGGAUAGUAGCGAGUUAAUCCUAGCAACCCAUUUGGGUGGGAAGCCCAUGUGGAUUAAGAGUUGUAGGAGGGGUUUCCCAAGCGAUGGAGUCGAAAGCUUUGCGGAAAUCAAGUUUGAAGAUCAUCGUCGUGGCUUUACUAGAAUGACAACAAUUGAGCAGGUCAGCCGCAUAGAUAAAGUUUUCCGCAAUGGAGCGCACAUUUAUGAACUCUGUUUGGUCGUCCUGAAUAAGGAGCGGUAUCAGGGGUUUCAGUCUAUUUGUGAGGAGCUUGGCAAUGGCUUUUGGAGGGCAAUUCUGAAGGGGGAUGGGCCAGAAAUCAUUUUGCUGAUCUGGCUACACUAUCUUUCGGAUGGAGGACCAUGAAGGCGGUAUUCAAACGAUCAACACCUGGGUCUAGAUUAUGGAAAGCGCGGAAGAAAGGAAUGAUGGUCUGUUUCGUCGAGUGCCAAUAUUUUUCGGUAGAAGCAAGGGCCGAAACUGUCAGGUCCAGGGCUGGCAUUUGGAUUCAUUUGGAGAAAAGCAUCGUAGAUUUCCUAAUCAGAGAAGGGGUCAUCAAGUGCUCGGAGCUGGGUCAGGGCCUCAGGGGUUUGGAGUAGAGAUCUGACAAGGAGAAGUUCCAGCCAUGAACUAUGGUUGUCCGUAUCAGAUAUCGGUAAAAGGAGUUUAUAACAGAUGUCUUUUCAUUGUGUGACGGUCUGGUGCAGCGCUUGACAGCGCUUGAGCAACGGCAGCCGACCCUGCCCCCACCGCCAGAUUCCACCACGGCUGCAGCUGCCACCCAUGACGCCACCUCCGUGUCCCAAGCCCUCCUCCCCAGCGGCGACUCGCCCCUGGUGAUUCCCCUCGCCAAAAGCACCUCUGGUGUCCCCUUAUCCAGCAAGGGAAUCGCCACCAUCGCCGCCGGCGGAGCUCCACCCGCCGGGCAGAUUGCCCACCCCCACCAUCCCCUCACUUUCCUGCCUUCACCGUCUACUUCCCCUCGCAACACAACCCUGUGCAGACAGCUGCCAACCACCAUCAGCGGCCAAUACCCUUUUAGCAACUCCAGCCAUCUCCUUGCUCGCCACAGUCACCCCUAACAUCAAUCUGGGCCACUUGGCACCCUCACCCUACACCCCAAAUCCCGCCCCAAUCUGUCCCCCCAAAAAAAAAAAAUCCCGCCGCAAUUUUGCUGCCCACCUACCAGCAACAGCCCUACCAUCAGCAGCAGCAGCAACUGUAGAUUUUCGCAGCCGCCUCUACCGCCUUGACGCCUCCACCUGCCAAACGAUUUCAUAUGCCGAUAUGACCGCUCCCCCUCCACAACCCAUCUAGGAUCCACCCCGCCCAUCACCUCUCCUCCGCCCCUACCUAACAAUCACCUCGGAUCAGGUUCUGGUUCAGGCAUGCCUUACUUCCACAAGCUCGACUUCCCAACGCAUGAUGGUUCGGUCGAUCCUCUUGGUUGGCUCAAUAGCUCGAGCGCGAUUUUGGCAUGCCAAAACGGGAGCAGUUCAAGGAAGCUUGCCGCGUUCAGUUUGGGCCGUCACUCCACACCAAUCCCUUGGGCAAGUAGGCACAACUGCCAUUCACUUCCUCGACUAGUGCUCAUGUGCCACAACAAUGAGCCACUAACACUGUCCCAACAACGGUUUCUGUGCACAGUAGGUCUGCCCUAUGGUCUUCGCAUUGACAUCAAGCUUCAGCUUCCAUCUGACCUCCACACCGCCUUCUCCCUCGCCAAGGCCUAUGAGCAGCAGCAUUCCCUCCAACAACGUCACCGCACCAGCCUUCUGGUCCUACAGGGCACUUUUGCCCCUCCGAUCUUCCUGCGGUCAAUGCAUCUACAAUACCUUCCCCACCAGCGCCACUAGCACAUGUUUUGUCGUCAACCACUCCGGAGCCAACCCCGCCACGGUUUUCGAUAUUACGGUCGUUAAGCCAUCUGCAUUUGUGGAAUAUGGAUUGGGUUGUUUGGAGCAACUUGCUGAUUCUGGGGAUCAUAGUGCAAGAUCAGUUCGCAAUAACCUGAGAGUCAUGGUAGCAGGAGGUGAUGGUACAGUAGGUUGGGUGCUGGGAUGCUUAGGAGAACUAUAUGUGCAGAACCGGGGACCGGUUCCUCCAGUUGCUGUCAUACCCCUUGGAACAGGAAAUGAUCUUUCCAGGAGUUUUGGUUGGGGUGCUUCAUUUCCUUUCUCAUGGAAAGCAGCUGCUAAACGAUCUCUCUACAAGGCUAUUUUGGGCACAGUUUCAUGUUUAGACAGUUGGCACAUCGUCGUUUCUAUGCCAGAAGAAGGAGAAGAACAAGAACUGGAUCUUCCCCACUCCCUUAGGCACCUCGGAGAGUGUACAUUUUAUGAUGAUGGCACUGCUGAGGGAGAGUUGUCUGAGACAGUUUGUUGCUUUGACGGCGUCUUCUACAAUUACUUCAGCAUAGGGAUGGAUGCUCAAGUGGCUUACGGAUUUCACCAACUACGUGAUGAAAAGCCAUUCCUUGCCAGUGGUCCUUUAUCUAAUAAGUUAAUUUACGCAGGAUACACUUGCAAGCAAGGGUGGUUCUUUACACAGUGUAUUAGUGACCCUGAACUACGGGGACUGACAAACAUUAUCCGUUUAUCAAUAAAGAAGAUGGACAGUUCUGAGUGGGAGCACAUCCCUGUACCAUCAAGUGUAAGGGCUAUUGUUGCGUUAAACCUUCACAACUAUGCGAGUGGAAGGAACCCAUGGGGAAAUUUGAAGCCUGAAUACUUGGAAAAGAAAGGAUUUGUCGAAGCCCAAUCAGAUGAUGGCCUUCUUGAAAUAUUUGGGUUGAAGCAAGGGUGGCAUGCAUCCCUUGUGAUGGUUGAACUUAUAUCUGCCAAACACAUAGCACAGGCAGCAGCAAUCCGGCUAGAGAUCAAAGGUGGCCAAUGGAGGGAUGCAUAUAUGCAAAUGGAUGGGGAGCCAUGGAAGCAACCACUGAGCACCGAGUAUUCGACAUUCGUUGAUAUCAAGAGGGUGCCUUACCCAUCAAUGAUCAUCAGCGGUGCAGAUCGCUAAUGAGAGCCGACAAUUUUAUGCGCUCGCCUAGCUGGACCUGCAAAGAGCAGUUUUCAGCUUCCAGCCUGGAAGCUCGAUGAAUUACAAGCUCAAUCCUGAUCAUCCUUGUGCAAAGCCGUAACAAUAUAUGAAGCUGUGGAUACAUAGAAUUUGUAUAGCAACGAUAGAAUGUAGCCAUGCCACUGCUUUGAUCUGAGUUAUGAACUUAAUAUCAUGCGUACUGGAUGAAGUUGCUCUUGCAAAUUGUUUAGUUAUUCGAGGGUGAUACUGACAAUUUUGUUGUAAAAGCGAGGCUUGAGACAAACUAAUUUUUGCCAAGUAGGAAACUUUAUGGAAACUAUUAGGCGAUGUGAUAUAUAUAACCAACAUUACUACGAGGAA